AUGACGGCAAAAAAUGUUGGUUUGAGUUCCACAAAUGCAGAAUUAAGAGGAUUUACAGAUCAGAACCUCAGUCCGACAAAAGGUAACAUUUCAUUGGUUGCUUUUCCAGUUUCCAGCACCAACUCACCAACAAAGAUUUUACCAAAAACCCUAGGACCAAUAAAUGUGAAUGUUGGACCCCAAAUGAUUAUAAGCACACCUCAGAGACUGACCAGUUCAGGAAGUGUUCUGAUUGGGAGUCCAUACACCCCAGCACCAGCAAUGGUCACUCAGACACACAUAGCGGAAGCCACUGGCUGGGCCGCAGGUGAUAGAAAACGGACUAGAGAAUUUAUAGACUCUGAUUUUUCAGAAAGUAAACGAAGCAAAAAAGGAGAUAAAAAUGGAAAAGGCUUGAGACAUUUUUCAAUGAAAGUGUGUGAGAAAGUUCAGCGGAAAGGCACAACGUCAUAUAAUGAAGUAGCUGAUGAGCUGGUAUCAGAGUUCACCAAUUCAAAUAACCAUUUGGCGGCUGAUUCGGCUUAUGACCAGAAGAACAUUAGGCGAAGAGUUUAUGAUGCUUUAAAUGUGCUAAUGGCAAUGAACAUAAUAUCAAAAGAAAAAAAAGAAAUCAAGUGGAUUGGCCUGCCUACGAAUUCUGCUCAGGAGUGUCAAAACCUGGAGAUAGAGAAGCAGAGGCGGAUAGAACGGAUAAAGCAGAAGCGGGCCCAGCUGCAAGAGCUUCUCCUGCAGCAAAUCGCUUUCAAAAACUUGGUACAGAGGAAUCGGCAAAAUGAACAGCAGAACCAGGGCCCGCCAGCUCUGAACUCCACCAUCCAGCUGCCGUUUAUCAUCAUCAACACGAGCAGGAAAACGGUCAUAGACUGCAGCAUCUCUAGUGACAAGUUUGAAUAUCUUUUCAAUUUUGACAAUACCUUUGAGAUCCACGAUGACAUUGAAGUACUGAAGCGGAUGGGAAUGUCCUUUGGUCUGGAGUCAGGCAAAUGUUCUCUGGAGGAUCUGAAACGUGCUAAGUCACUGGUGCCAAAGGCGUUAGAAGGUUAUAUCACAGAUAUCUCCACGGGACCCUCCUGGUUAAAUCAGGGACUGCUUUUGAACUCUACCCAGUCAGCUUCCAGUUUAGACCUGACCACUGGUGCCACCUUGUCCCAGUCCAGCGUGAACCAGGGCUUCUGCUUGGAUGCUGAAGUGGCCUUAGCAACGGGGCAGCUCCUCGCCCCGAACAGUCACCAGUCCAGCAGUGCGGCCUCCCACGGCUCCGAGUCCCGCGGGGAGACGCCCUGCUCGCUCAACGAGGACGACGAGGAGGACGAGGAGGAGGACUCCUCCUCCCCAGAAUAA
Molecule: messenger RNA, 1341 nt
Organism: Pipistrellus nathusii (Nathusius's pipistrelle)
Lineage: Eukaryota; Metazoa; Chordata; Mammalia; Chiroptera; Vespertilionidae
Source: the annotation of a GenBank genome assembly